UCCCUAUUCCAGUCUCGGUUCACGUCUCCUCCGCCCGUCCUUUCUUAUGAUGGUGGUGGAGCGCAACAGGAGCGCCACCGACGGAAGCCAGAGACGCCGCCGCUGACGCCGGAGGGCGAGGGUGAUGGAGACAUUCCGCUCCCAGCGAUCCCUCCUCGCCGACCGCUUCCUCGGCCUCUUCGCCGCACCUCCCCGGUCCUCCGCCCCGGCCGGGGACGAGCUCCAUGAGGACGACGUCUUCUGGAUUGGCUCCGAGGCCUCCCCCUGCGACCCGAUCCGCGACGGCUCCACCAGACCCGUCCCUCCCGCCGUCGUGGGGACCCGGAAACCUAGCCGUUCCCUCUCCGCCCUCCCCGGCGCCGGACCAUGCCACAUCUCCCUCCUGAGCUCCGGCAUCCUCGCCGCCCUCUCGGAGGACGACGAGAAGCUGCAUCCGUUUGUCCACCGGAAGGCCGCCGUCGCUCCGUCCCCGCCCUCGGCUGAAGCGUCCCCUGUAACCUCCGCCCGGAUGAUCCCGGUGACCUCCAAGAAGAAUUUGAAUUGCUCGUUGUCGAUGCCCGCCGGGAAGAUCUACCAGCAGUCAGCGCCGGUCAACGUGCCUGCGGUGCCGCCGAAGGUGAAGAAAGGCUGGGAAGAGUUCCAGAUAGAGGGAGUGGACGGAGACGGGGACGAGUACGAGAUGCUUCCGCCGCACGAGAUCGUGGCGAGGGCUUCUGGGAAUGGACCGUCGAUGAUCCCAUUCUCGGUGUUGGAGGGAGUCGGGAGGACGCUCAAGGGGAGGGAUCUGCGCCGGGUUCGCAAUGCUGUGCUGCAAAAGACAGGUUUUCUUGAUUGAGUUCCGAGAAAAAAGGUUUCUUGCACGCUCUAAAAAAUUUUGACUCUUUUAGUUAUGGAAAUGAGGAGUACGUGAUGUUCUGGGGAGAAAUUGGCGAGCUUUCGAUGAUUUAGCGUAAUAAACGAGAAUGCUUGGCCUCUACCUCCGUUUUCGUUAGGCCUCGAUCUCCAUUUUGUUCAUCAAAUCUCAUAAAUGAUAAAUGCUUGGCCCCCUUCCUCUAUUGUUAUAAUUCACCCUCGUUCUUUGCAUUAUUUCUUCCAUCCUUUAAAUUGUUAUAGGCCAUUUGGAAUUAAUAUGCAGAAUGGUAUAAAAAGAGUUCAAAUUUCUUGAAAUUUUAGGGUAGAGAGAGAGAGAGAGAGAGAACAACUUUCCUGUUGGUGAUUUAGAUCCUGAGGAAGAGCCAUCAUGGUUAGAUCGGAGAGUGCUUUCUUGUGCUUGCUUUAGUUAUUCAAAUACAACAUAUUCCUGUUUAUUGUUUCUGAAUUAUCUAUCAACAUAAUCUACCCUUGAUGUAAAAGUGAAAAAUGUAUGAUCAUGGUUUUGCUCAAUGCUAGAGGAGACUGAAGAAGCUUACAUUUUUGUUCUAAUAAGAGGUUACUUACCUUUGAUAACCAAUGUUAGAACAUGAAAAUUCUUCUAACUAGGGGUUCAUUGCCUUUGAAAUGUUUAGGUAAUGGCCUCUCUGUUACAUAUAGUCGUGUUGUGGUGGCAUGUGGUUGGACAUAGGUUUUUUGGAGGAUAGAGAGAAAAGUGUUUUCUUUUGUCAGUGAAAGUUUGGUUUUUUACUUGUUUUUUUUAAUGCUUUUCUAUAACUCGUCAUUCCUGUCGCAAUCUUUUCAUUCAAAUUGGUUACAAUUCAGCUACUUUUGUAUUAAUCUUAAACAACUGUUUCCAUUAGAACCUUAAAAAGUAUUGUGUAUGUAACUUUACUUUUCAAUGUGGUCUAGAAACCAAUUAUAUUUAUGCCAACUUAGUACUCUAGUCAUAAAUGUCUACUGUAAAAUUUUCUUCCCAGCUAAGAUACCUUUUUGCAAAUAUCUUCAUGAAUUAGAAUUAUCUGUUGCCUGUUGAAUAUCAAAAAUAUCAAAUGCCCAAUCUAUAAUACGAAAGAAUGAAAAUGAGGCCAGGUUUCCAUUUGACAUCUCAAAUAAGGAUCGCUGGCUUGGAGAGCUUGAAAUGCAAAGAUAUUUCGGUCAUCUAUUUGUUACUGAACCAUGAUAACCAUCGGAUGGCUUGAUAGUUGAUAAAACAAAUAUUUAUAUCUUCUCAUAUUGUAAAUGCCUUCCUGGACUGUAAUGUCUUCUUCUAAUUGAAGAUGCCAACAAAUAUAUUAUGCAACGAGUUGGAUGCUUCAGAGCAGGAUAAAUCGCAAUAUCUUGGCCCCACUCUCUGGAGCUUCUUUUCAUUUUUACGUUGAACUAAAGUCAUAAUUUUUAUCAUUGAUAAUUUUUGUUGUGAUUGAUGAAAUUAUCCUUAUACACACAAAAAUGUACAUCUGCAUGGAUUUUGGUGUUCUAGAGUAGACCGGAUAGCCAUAUUCUUACCUGACCUUUUGACUGCAGCAAUUUCUUCAACUACUUGCAGGUUAGUCAUUAAGUGUCUA
Messenger RNA from Musa acuminata subsp. malaccensis (wild Malaysian banana), 2438 nucleotides. Its product is annotated as protein S40-7-like. The record is from RefSeq and is a predicted model, not a curated record. Lineage: Eukaryota; Viridiplantae; Streptophyta; Magnoliopsida; Zingiberales; Musaceae.